Molecule: messenger RNA, 1973 nt
Organism: Ziziphus jujuba (common jujube)
Lineage: Eukaryota; Viridiplantae; Streptophyta; Magnoliopsida; Rosales; Rhamnaceae
Exons: 5
Coding region: 619-1251 (210 amino acids)
Molecular function (GO): zinc ion binding
Source: RefSeq, a predicted model, not a curated record
CCUGUUUUUCAACGGUUCUUUUUGAGUUUUCUAGCAUAAAAGGAUGGCUUUUUAAAGGGCUGUAGGCCAUUUAUUGGAGUAGAUGGUUGCCAUCUCAAAGGGCAAUUUGGUGGAGUGUUGUUGACUGUAGUAGGUGUGGAUGCAAAUAACAACAUUUUCCCAUUGGCUUUCUCUGUGUAUGAAAGGAAAAACUAUGACAGUUGGAUUUGGUUUCUCAAUUUGAUAAGUGAGUACAUAGGAGUCCAUGAAACAAGAAGGAUUUGUUUCAUGUCUGAUAGACAGAAGGGUUUGUUGAAGGUAAUUAAUGAGGUUUUCCCAAAUGCCUUCAAUCGAUAUUGUGCAAGGCAUAUAUUUGCCAACUUCAAGUCUCAUUUUCCUGGUGUUAAGGUCAGGAACUUGUUUUGAGCAGUAUCUAGGUAAACAAAUAUUAAAGAUUUUAAUAUUGUAAUGGAGGGUAUCAAGGCGGUUGAUUAGGUUGCAUAUACUUGGUUAAAGGACAUUCCAGUGGAUACUUGGAGCAAGCAUGCAUUUGGGACUGAUGUUAAAGUGGAUCAUGUAACUAACAACCUUACAGAAUCGCUUAAUAGUCAGAUUGAUAGUAUUAGGAGCAAACCGAUUAUGCAAUUGGUUGAAAGCUUGAGGAGAAAAGUAAUGAAAAAGUUUAGCAAAAGGGAACAAAAACCUAAGGACUGGCUGACAGAUCUUCCUCCAUCAGUUCAAGCUAAGGUCAACAAAUUCCAAAGGGAAGGGAGGCACAUUCAGGUUAUUCAUACUGGAAAUUCAGAGUUUGAGGUUUUGCAUGAAUCUGUUACAGUUUUGGUGGAUUUCAACAAGGCCACAUAUGACUGUGGAGUAUGGCAACUAUAUGGAAUUCCUUGCAAACAUGCCAUAGCAUGUAUCACUCACUUGGGAGUCAGCCCUAUUCCAUACGUUUCCAGUUGCUUGUCAAAGGAAGCAUAUAUGUUGACCUAUAUAGGGAAGAUUCAUCCAAUACCUAAUGAAUCAUUCUGGCCACAAAUGGAAGGUGACAAAGUCCAUCCCUCUGCAAACAAAAGGAAGUCUGGCAGACCCAAACUUGCAAGGAGAAGGGAGUCCGAUGAGCCAGCCUCACAUAAAAGAUCAUAUGUUCUAAAGUGUGGGGUUUGCAAAGCCAUGGGUCAUAACAAGAGGACAUGCCCAAAGGUUCCUUUACAUGCAAAGAAGAAGAAAAAAAAUCAGAGGGUACUGCUAGAGGUGAAGGAAGCCUCAUAAAUGCCUAGGAACAUCCAACAGUUGAUGCCCAGAAAAAAGAAAAGGUUGUGUGGUUUUUUUUUUUUUUUUUUUUGGGUCAAGAUGAUAAAUAAAUUAUUUUCUUGGCUUUGUGUAUUAAUUUUUGUUACUUUGUUUGAUAAAAGGAACCUGCUGGAGUUGAUGUUGCCCAAGGAACUUCAUAGGUAUAUAUUGCUGCCCAGGAAAAUAUACAGGGAACUUCUUCAUCCCAACCUCAAGGCUCAUCAUCCUAACCCAAUGUGACCCGAGUCCUUUGGUUUUCUCAACCAUAGCCACUACAGCAAGUCCACAGCAACAAGUUCAGUAAUAUUUUGAUAAAUAGUUAUGGAAUUUGAUAUCGGGAUGUACAUUGGGGGCUUUAGUACAUUUAAAUGCUUUUUGGAUGUAUUGAGGAAUGCAAUUUGCGGUUGAAAUGAUGCAAAUUGUUUCUUCAAUACAGGUUAGUUAUAGGAAUAUUUUGAUAGGUGUACAUGGUGACUUUCAUCAAGCAAAUGUACAUGAAGGCUAGGGUACAUAUAGUGCAUAGCACAGAGGGCUGUGUCACCUCUGUUUUUUUUUUUUUUUUUUUUUUUUUGAGACACAGCACACAUUUAGAUGUGUGCAAAAUAUUAGUCUAAUAGGAUUGCAACCCUGUUACUUUUUGUAUAGCCAAUGGCUCUUAUGACGCUUUGAAAUAUAUUUUGUUACACCUGAAAAUUUAAUGA